Drosophila obscura is the source of this 3336-nucleotide messenger RNA. RefSeq names its product integrator complex subunit 4 (gene IntS4). Gene Ontology annotation, biological process: snRNA processing. The coding region runs from base 75 to 3158 and encodes 1027 amino acids. Gene Ontology annotation, cellular component: integrator complex. The transcript is spliced from 2 exons. The record is from RefSeq and is a predicted model, not a curated record. NCBI's taxonomy places the organism in Eukaryota, Metazoa, Arthropoda, Insecta, Diptera, Drosophilidae.
GGUUUGUCAUCUCUAUUUGUUUCAUAUUGUAAUUAAUUAAAAGUUGCAAUUGCAUCCAAAAAUAUAGUAAAAUCAUGGCACUGGCCUUUAAAAAGGCUCACGGGUCCUUAGUUGAGACCAUCGAUGGAGCGCCGCCACUCAAGAAACUACGCCUUCAAACACUGACCGCCAAAGCAAAGCCAGUGGAGAGGAAACUGCAGGUGUUGGCACAGCUCGAUCCCUAUUUGGGAGCAGCCACUGCAGUGGCAGGCGCCGGUGCAGUUGGCGGAGCAACGAAAACACCGGCAGCUGUGCCCCUAGCAGUACCCCUGCCAAUGAGUAAUGCAGGGACGACAGCAACAAGUGGCUCUGCCCCCACCGCUGCCAUUGGCCCAAGCAGUACCAAGGAGCUGCUGGAAGUGCUCGUCAAGAUCACGGAUGAGAUCUGCUACGAAGAUGUGGAUAUGGUCGAACUGAAGGAGGCCUCCGCAAAGAUAUACCAAUUGUUCCAGCUGCAGGACCGGGAGAGCGACACUUCAGUGCGAGUGAAGUUGCUGGAGCUGCUCUCCGGCCUCGGCUGCGAGUGCACCACAGAGGCGGGCGUGAUACUCAUCAUAGACCACCUGAUCUACUUGCUGCGCAAGGAGACCUCGCAGAAGGUGCUGGCACAGGGAAUGAUGUGCCUCUACCGGAUCGGUGAUCGCAGGCGACAUCUUGUCCCGAUGGCCUACAACACACAGGUGGCUCAUCUGGCCAAGGAGGCGCUGCGCUCCGGCUCCACGCAUACGCAGAAGAACGCGAUGCUGGUGAUUGGCCGAUUCGCAACGCGAAUGGAGGGCGAACGGCACUACGCGUGGAAAUUGGCCUUCUACAUCGACUCGCAGGAUUCGGGGGUGCGGGCGCAGGCUCUGCAUGCUCUGCUGACGCUCGGCGAGCGGGGAUCCAAUCUGCCAGCGGUGCUCUACAAGCGGGCCGUGGAUGCCAUGAAGGACGACUACGAGUGCGUGCGCAAGGAGGCCUUGAGACUGGUGUACAUGCUGGGCAACAGUCAUCCGGACUUCAUUAUUGCCUCGGAGCGCCAGCAGGAGGACAUCCGAAUGAUCGAUGCCGCGUUCAGCAAGGUGUGCGAGUCCCUCUGUGAUCUCUCGCUGCAGAUUCGAGUGCUGGCCGCCGAGCUGUUGGGUGGCAUGACCCACGUCAGUCGAGAGUUCCUCCAUCAGACGCUCGACAAGAAACUGAUGAGCAAUCUGCGCAGAAAGCGCACGGCCCACGAGCGUGGGGCGCGUCUGGUGGCUAGCGGCGAGUGGUCGUCGGGCAAGCGAUGGGCGGACGACGCUCCCCAAGAGCACCUGGAUGCCAGGAGCAUAUCGAUAAUCGCCAGUGGGGCCUGCGGAGCCCUCAUUCACGGCCUGGAGGAUGAGUUUCUGGAGGUGAGGACGGCUGCUGUCACCUCCAUGUGCAAGCUGGCGCUUUCGCGGUCGGACUUUGCUCUCACCAGUCUGGACUUUCUGGUGGACAUGUUCAACGACGAGAUCGAGGAUGUCCGGCUGAAGGCCAUCUACAGUCUGACGGCCAUCGCUCGCCACAUAGUGCUGCGGGAGGAUCAGCUGGAGACCAUGCUGAGCUCGCUCGAAGACUACUCGGUGGACGUGCGGGAGGGCCUGCAUCUGAUGCUGGGCGCCUGCCGCGUCUCCACACAAACCUGCCUGCUGAUGGUGGUCCAGAAGCUGCUCGAUGUGCUGGCCAAGUAUCCGCAGGAUCGGCAUUCCACCUACGCCUGCAUGCGUAAGAUUGGACAGAAGCAUCCGCACCUCGUCAUGGCUGUGGCCGUUCACCUGCUGUACGUGCAUCCGUUCUUCGAGACCCCCGAGCGAGACGUGGAGGAUCCCACCUACCUGUGCGUGCUCAUUCUCGUCUUCAAUGCCGCCGAGCAUCUGAUGCCCAUCAUCAGCCUUCUGCCAACGGCCACCCACCGCCACUAUGCGUACUUGAGGGACAGCAUGCCGCGACUGGUCCCCCAGCUGCCCAUAGAGGGCGCAUCAUCCUCGUGCACAAAUCAUCGGAUCGACGAUGCCGUCAAGAAGGCGGGCAGCUCCGCUGGAUACCUGAAAAUGAUUCUCAGCCACAUCGACGAGAUCGUCACCAUGUCCGACGGUCGCGUGGAGCUGCUCAAAACCGCCCAGUCCAAUCUCCAGCGCCUUGGGGACAUCGACUCGGGCCUAUAUGGGACGUCAAACUUUCUGGAGACUUUCCUGUCCGCUCAGAUACAAAUUGAGCAGAUGCAGCGCUGCGCAAAGGCGCACAGAAGUCGUGUCCCUCUGAAGGAAUCGCUGGCCGCCCUGAUCACCAAGUGUCUCAAGCUGCAGCACACGUUUUCGGGGCUCAGCUACUGGGACAUUCUGCAGGUGAAGCAGCUGCGGCUGCGUGCCAGCGCCCUGCAUCUGGUCCUGGUGGUGAAGGAUCGCUCCCAGAGCGCCCUGGGUCCCUGUCAGAUGCUGCUCCAGACGGCUGGCGACAUCAGUGAGUACAUAAAGGCCAACACGAAGGAUGAGGAGCAGCAGCUGCCGAUCCCAAGCAUUGGCACUACCGGUGAGGAGGAGGAGAAGUCCAUUAAAGCAUCGACCAACAACGCCCAACCGGAUAGCUUCACACGCCAGCUGCUGUCCAAACUGGACGCGAUCACGGACCCAAGGCCCGGUCGAGUCUUCCGCGAGAUUCUACCCCUGGUGCAGAAUGCCCCGCCCUUGGCACUGCCGCCCGCCAAUGAGAAGAUCCGUCGCUGUAUGGCCAGCAUAAUCGAGCCGUGCCCGCUGCAGUCGCAGGACAAUGUGAUCAAGGUGACUGCUGGGCUGAUUGCUGCCGUUCCGUUUGUGGCAGAGAUUGACAAUCUGCAGGAGUCGCAGAAGGCUGACAUGCGCAUCAAGAUCAAGUACCCCGACCAGCACAUGCACACAGUGGUGCCCAAAAUGACGGAUUUCAAGCCCAUCAUGACAGAGCAAGGGGAGCACGAAACGAAUGUGCGGCUAAGAACGACGAUUCUGCUGUCCCACAGUGUCUGGACGGAGGCAUCCCUCGUGGAGAUUCAGCUCUGCCUGGCUGUGCGCCCCGGAAGCGAGCUGGAGCUCUGCAAGCCGGCGAAGGUCUUGUUUGCUCCCAAGCCGGUGCGGCGAGGAAUUUAGCGGGAAAAGAGCGAUUAUGCUAAAGAAUCUGUAAAAUCAAGAAGGAGGCAGCACAGGAAGCAGACAGCGAGCGGACAAAGCGACGAAGCUGCUCAUGUAUAAGCUAGUUGUUAGAGACGUAACAUUGUAAAAUAUCUAAUAUCCAAUUCAAUAAAAUAAUAUUUUUUCGCUAUCCGUG